AUGUCUCCCUCCAUUCUCGUCGCUGGCGCUACCGGCAACACCGGCCGGAGUGCCACCGAGACCCUCUCCAAGCUUAUCCAGGCCCCGGACUCCCCACUCCGCAACCACCGAAUCCUGGCCCUCACACGGUCAGCAGAUAGCCCAGCUGCUAAGCACCUCGUCACUCUCCCGGGAGUCGAAGUCAUCCAGCAAAACUGGGUAGAAAUCACCUCCGAGUGGCUCCAAACCCACCAUGUAGUUAGGGCAUUUAUCGCACCACAUGUCAAACCGAGCCAAUUCGCCGAGGAGACCACCUUCCAUCUUGCGCUCUUGCACGCGGGGGUCAAAUACGUCGUGCGAAUCUCAACAGCCGCCGCAUCCGUCCGCCCCGAUGCGACCGCUUACUACGCGCGCGGACACUGGGCAAUCGAAGCCCUCCUUUCUGUGCCGGAGUUCAAGGCCUUGCACUGGACUUCCCUGCAACCGAAUGCCUUCGGCUCAUUUUGGUUCUAUACCGCUGCCGAGUUCAUCAAGGAAUAUCGCAAGACCGGCCGCGCUGAUACGGUGCUCAAGUUGAUGGCGCCAAAAGACACUGCGGUCGGCGUAAUCGACCCCGACGAUAUCGGUGUCGUUGCAGCGCACCUCCUCGUGCAAGAGGAUACCGCCAGACAUACCGGGAAGAGAUACGUCCUGAACGGGCCAGAGGAUAUCUCCGGUGAACAAAUUGUGCAGAUGGUUGAGCGUAUUAUCGGCGUGCCCGUUCAAAAUGUUCAGUAUAAGGAUAUGUCGGGGCUUGAUGCGUUCCUGGAGAUGGAGUACAUGGGGAAUGGCCAGAAUAGAAACUCGCGGAAUGUUAUCUGGUCCAUUCGGCGUGCAGCGGAGACGGCGUGGGGUGGGCAGGUUACGGCUCCGCCGACCAGUAAGGAGGUUCUGGAGCUUGCUGCGCCCAGGCGGACGCCGCAACAGAUGUUGGAGAGCUUGUUGGGGUGA
Penicillium bovifimosum is the source of this 969-nucleotide messenger RNA. Its product is annotated as NAD(P)-binding protein. The coding region runs from base 1 to 969 and encodes 322 amino acids. The record is from RefSeq and is a predicted model, not a curated record. Lineage: Eukaryota; Fungi; Ascomycota; Eurotiomycetes; Eurotiales; Aspergillaceae. The transcript has a single exon.